This is a messenger RNA of Clunio marinus, 5921 nucleotides long. Lineage: Eukaryota; Metazoa; Arthropoda; Insecta; Diptera; Chironomidae. The record is from the annotation of a GenBank genome assembly.
AUGAUUGAUGGACUGAUGAUUGGAAGUGAUUACGUUUUGGAAGCUUUAAAUAUUUACCACACAACUGAUGUCGAGUCUGGAGGAUGCUUUUCUGGUGAUGGAACAUCAGCAUUGGUUUUGAAAGGCGUGAAUCUGACACUUCAUAGUGGAGAGGUCAUGGCAAUUCUUGGUUCAAAAGGAUCUGGAAAACGUGCAUUGCUUGAUGUCAUUGCAAAGAGAGCAGAUGGAAGGGGACGAGGAACGGUUUUGUUGAAUGGAGCUCCAUUGACGAAAAACCUUUUUCAACAACGUUGUGCUUAUGUUACGCAUCAAGUUGAUUUCAUUCCCGGUUUGACAGUAUCACAAACACUUCACUACACACCAACAAUUCUCACCGGAUAUUUGAAGACUUCGAAAGUUCGACAGAUCUUAGCAGACUUGGCAUUGUCUCAAGUUUCUCAUAAGAAAGUUGAAAAUCUUAACAUCAGUGAACGUCGCCGUCUGGCAAUUGGAAUUCAAUUAGUUCGCGACCCAGUAAUGUUAUUACUCGAUGAACCGACUCAAGGAUUAGAUCCCUUGGCUGCUUAUUUACUUAUUUCCAUUCUAUCAAACACAGCUAAGAAAACAGGAUGUGGAAUAUUAUUGAGUUUGGAGAAACCACGAUCAGAUGUCUUUCCAUUUUUAGAUCGUGCUUUGUUUUUGUGUCUUGGAGGAGCAGUUUAUUCAGGCGGUACCCGCGCAAUGCUUGAAUAUUUUCACAACAUCGGAUUUCCAUGUCCACAACUUGAGAAUCCAUUAAUGUAUUAUUUAUGUUUGUCAACAGUUGACAGAAGUGAUAAAAUGGACGAUGUUGUCUCAGUGAAAAACUAUCAAGACGACGUUAGUGAUUCGUGUGGCUUGUCAAAGAAUGAAGUUAUAAAGUUACUUUAUAAUCAGGAUAACAGCAUAACACUCAUUGCACCAGAAAAGUUUAAAUCGCCGAUCUGGGAGCGGUUUCGCGUCGUACAUUACAAAGGUGUUAAGCUCAACUUCGUGCAGUGCAUUGGAUGUUCUCUCGUGCUUGUGUAUAAGUCGAGAACAGGAACGGCUUCACUAUUGCGGCAUCGUUGCGCAAGAUUCCCAAUUUCCGUUUAUGAUCUAAAAUUGGCGGCUGCUGGUCAUCACAUCGAUUUGUUGAACGAAAUGGCUUCGUCAUCGCAUAAUGGAACAAUUGAAUUAAAACAAGAGCUGCUCAGUGAUGAAGAGAGUUUAGAAACGCAAGACGUAAAUUGUGACGACGAUCAACAAUACACAAAUGAGCAGACAAACAAAGGAUUAAUUGAGUCGCUCUCAUUUCUUGAGAAAUCUUUCAUGACAGGCGAGGAAUUAAUGUUGUCACGAGAGGAAGUUGAACUUGCUCAACGUAAUAAUGAUCCUGAUUUAUUUUUUGAACGUCCUCGAAAUCAUCGACACAGCGCAACUUGGGAUCGCUUUGAAAUCGUUUAUUAUCGUGACAUACGACAAAAUUUCGCAAAAUGUUUGUCGUGCAGUUCCAUCGUGUCUUAUAAGAAAACAACUGGAACGGCGAGUUUAAUACGACACAAAUGUAAAAUAUCGAAGAAUCAUCAACAAGCAGUGAAGGUGGAGAAUCAUCAACAGCCUGUGAAAUCAGAGAAUUUGAUUAAUUUAUUGACACAAUCGAAAACACCUCCAGAAUUAACACCAGCUCCAGUAUUUGAUGCUCCGUCAUCAUCAUCGACCGCUGUCUCAUCAACAGCAACAAUUAAACAGCCAAGUUUGGUGAAAUCGAUAAGAUCUGAAAAUGUUUCUCUGCUGGAAAUCGCUGGCCGUAAUAUUGCACUCGAGCAGAUUAAUUGGCUGAGCCAGACACUUGUAACAUCGGAGAUCAUCAGCGACUCAACAUAUUUGAGCUUCCUUCAAAGUCUUGUAAAUUUCGGUGCCGAUUUUGGUAAACAUAAAAUCUCAAACAUCAUCAAUCGCAAUGCAAUUUGUCAACAUUUCAUUCCACGAAAAUGUGCCGAAGUUCAAAAUGAAUUGUUGAGUGCUUUAAGGGACACGGAAUUCUCAAUCUCGUUUCGUAAAUGGAGCAAUUUAAGAGAUGAACAUUAUGUGACUGUCUUCGGUUAUUAUUUCUCAUCUAAUUUUGAGUAUAAAAAUCAUAUUUUGGGAACGCGACGAUGUGAUGGUGAUGAUGAUGUGAUGAACGUUGUUAAAGAGAUCAGCGAUGGCUACAAGACUGUGAAAGAUUUAAAGUUGAAAUGCAUUUGUGAUGAAGCUGAAGAUGAUUUUGAAUUUUUUCCUUGCAUUGUACGACGAAUUUCCAUUGUGAUUGUAACAGCGAUGAAAGUCAACACUGAAAGUGAAAGAUUCUUCAAGAAAAUUUAUCAACUUGCACAUGAACAUCUCAACAUUCCAAUGAAAAAUUCUUUUGAAGAAUCGAGUGAUGAUCAGAAAGUGAGAAUUUUGUUUGAGUUUCAUCAACAGUUAAAAGCAAAUGAUGACGAUCAGAACGAUUCUGCAAUUGAAAGAUUUAUGAAGUUAUUUGGCAGUUUAUUCUCAGCUAUUUCAAGUCUCACAGAAACGACCGAAGACGGUGCACGUUGUGUGUCAGCAAAUAAAGUUUAUUUGUGGUUUAAGAAACUUUUAAAAACUUACACUUCGAUUAAGACGGAAGACGAGUUUGCUUGUGAGAUUCUUAAAUCUAUUGAGACGAUAAAAAUUCAUGAAAUUUAUCAAGUUGCUGUUUUUCUCGAUCCAAACUUUAAGAAUUUGAAAUUUCUUGACACUUCCGAACGAAAUGUUUUGCUUGAUAUCGUCAAGAAAAAUCUCCAAAAGAUGAUGGGCGAUGACGAUGGGACACAAAAUCAAUCAAAACGAAGAAAGCUUGACAAUAAUCCACCAAAAUCCCACGUCAAUGACACAUUCAUCGAGUUUAUGGACAUAACGAUGGAGAGUGUUGAUGAUCAAGUGAAUUCUGAGAUUCAAUGCUACAUGGGAUUUAAACUUGAGAAUCCUGUCGACAUCGUUGAAUUCUGGCGUGACAAUGACUGCUUUCCUUAUCUCAAGAAACUUGCUCGUAACUUUCUGAACUUGCCAUCAUGCACAUUCCACAGCAACUGCUGCUUCCUUAGCGCAAGCAAUGAACUUUAUCAAAAGAGUCGCGAUCGGUUUCUGGAAUCAAGUCAACAAAUUGAAGCACUUGUUGAGAGAUUCUCACGCGAAACAAACAUAUCUGAUGGACCACCAAAUACAGGUGUUGUUGGAAAAAUUCCAUUAGCUUAUGGAAAGCCGAGUGAGUUGAGUGUUUGGGGACUUUUGUUCAUCAGACUUCUUGCUUCAACUUUCUCAUGUGGAUUGUCAGGAUUGAAAACACUUUUUUUGAGGAUCUUUGCACUGCCAGCUUUAUUGAGUGUUUUAUGGUUGUUUUACAGUCAGAUUGGAGAUGAUCAACACGGAUUUUUCAGCAAGAACAGCAUGAUUUUGAAUGUUCUUGGACUUUCUUAUGGUGCUGGAAUACUGACAACUGUCAUUUUAUUCCCAAUCUGGCGACGAAGAUUCAUUCAAGAGUACUGUGAAGGGCUUUACUCGGGUGUCACCUUACUUGGAGCUUACAAUUUUCAUUCAAUGCCUUUUUCAUUAAUAAGUGCAGCAAUUGGCGCAAGUGUCAUCUAUCCGAUGGUGCUUGAUCCACAAAAUCUUGAUACUGGAUAUCCAUUUCUUUAUAUUCUCGUCGCUUUGUGGACAAGUUUUGUAUUGGCUGAACAACUCGUAAUAUUCUUCCUGUUUUUCAUUCGAUCGAGAAUUAAUGCUGCUAUUGCUGUCAGCUAUAUUAUCUGCAUUUUCAUCACAUUAGCAAGUGGAACUGUACGAUCAUAUCGAGGCUUACCUUCCAUUCUUCAAGAAAACACAAAGGGAAUUCAUUCUCGUUAUGCUUCUUCUUUGUUGCACAGUGCAAUCUUUUUAUCACGAAGAAUGGUUUGUAUUCCUAAGAAUGGAAUUGUCUGUCCAAGUCCCAGAGAAUUUUUAUAUGACAGAUUGGGAAAAUCUGAUCCUAAUGAAGUUACAGACAUCUCGAUUUCAAUCGCAUUCGCUAUUGGAAUUGCUGCAUUCAAUAUGAUUAUCUAUUUAAUUCCAAUGCCUAAAUGUGUACGAGAUAAUUAUCUUCAUGGCAAAGAUCUGAAAAAGUCGGCACAAGUUUGCAAAAGAUGGAAUGAAGUUAUCAGCACUAAUGGUUCUACAAUGAGCAAACUGCCACUUAUGCUAAAUGAGGAUUGGCAACAAUUAAACAAAUCUUUUGAUUUGAUGAAACUUUCCCGUUCUUUUCACACAAUCACCAUGAUGAGUCCUAAAACUAACAUUAAGCUCGUAAAAGCAAUACAGAAGUAUUCAGAACAUCUGCAUCAUGUGGAAAUUAUCGAGACUGGCUUGCCUAAAAAAUUUUUUGUCCAAAUCCUCAAAACUUUGAAAGCGUGCACAAAACUUACACUUCGUGAUGUUUACACAACUGGUUCUUAUAAAGUUCCAAAAGGAUUAAACCUCGAAAACUUAAAAACAUUAACCUUGAAGUCAAAAGAGAAAUACUCCAGCAUGAGUUCACUAAUCGAUAAUAUGCAGAAUUUAAUGGAAAUUCUGGGCAAGGCAAAAACAAAUCUUCGUACUUUAAAAAUUAGAAUGGCUGAGAUUGGUUUCACAAUGGAUGAUAGUGAGAAAGAUACAUUUGUAGAGUUUCUAUCAAAGCAUGUGGACCUAGAAGUUCUAGCCGUACAUUGUACAUACACUGACUUCUUCAAAUCCUUCUCUCUUGUCAAUCUCGAUAAGUUUAAAUUCAAAUUGAAGAAGCUCGCAAUAAAUAUCCCUAAAGUGAGUGAAACAACAACCGAAAAUGAAAACGAAACAUUUUUCAUGGGUUUCCUCGAUAGACAAAAGGAAACAUUAAAAGAAAUCGAAAUCAAAAGAUUUGCAAGUGCCGAAAUUCUUCAAUUCGUCGUGAAAAAUAUGUUAAUUAAUAAACUUACAACUGAUGUCACAGAUUUUCCAACUUCUUCGUCAUUCUACAAUUCAUUGCGGCCUAAUAGACAUUUAACGUCACUUUCGAUCAAAGACGAAUUAUCAAAUGAAGAUGUAGCUCAAGGUAUUUUUCAUGUAUUCCCGGCCUUACAACGCUUUGUGAUUGACGAUUGGAAAAAUGACAUUGCUGACGAAAUUUUACUUUCAAUAGCAAAUAAUCUUCAACAUUUAAGUUAUUUAUCAAUUCCGAAUCUCCCAACAAACUUACCAGAAAUUCCUAUACAAAAUCUCAAAACAAUUUAUUUAGAUCUUGUUGAUGAUGUCAACACAUGGAAAGAUUUUUUAAUGAAUAAUCCAACAAUUGAAGUUAUUUUCGUGAAGUGGUUGACUGAUUCGGAAUCUUUAAAUCAUGAAAUGCUUAACGAGAUCACGAUGCGUUUGCAACAACUCAAAGAAAUGAAUGUUGGUGCUCGUUUUCAACCAAGUAUAAAUGAUUUGGGAAUGAUGAGUCGCAAUUGUCCAAAUUUUAAAAGAUUGGAAAUUUUCGAUCCAGCUAAUGCUGAUAGAGAUAACGCAACUUAUGGACAACUGAAUGUUUUCUAUUCAACAACUCAAGCAGCUGGAGAAAUGUUCGAUAACAUGCCUUCGAUGUGGUUACCUGAAAUUGAUGCAUGGGAUUCAGAUUAUGAAGAUGACGACAGUCGAUCAAUUGAUGAAUCUUUAAGCUUUGAUGAUAUUUUUGAUUCGGACUCUGAUUCUGAUAGGAUGUGGCAUAUUUAUGGUGGAGGUUUGGGACAUUUUGAUGAGUGGUGAUUCGAUUCCCUUAUAAAAGAAACAACCAUGAAAUGAUCUCUCGAAAGACUCAUAACUUGUUCAUUCCAUAAAUCUGAAUUCUCAUCACCAAAUAAUAAUAAAUUGUUGAAAUAUUGUUUAAA